Cyphomyrmex costatus is the source of this 882-nucleotide messenger RNA. RefSeq names its product Cytochrome P450 4d1. NCBI's taxonomy places the organism in Eukaryota, Metazoa, Arthropoda, Insecta, Hymenoptera, Formicidae. The annotation marks the transcript as partial. Gene Ontology annotation, molecular function: heme binding; iron ion binding; oxidoreductase activity, acting on paired donors, with incorporation or reduction of molecular oxygen. The transcript has 7 exons. The record is from RefSeq and is a predicted model, not a curated record.
AUUAUUUCCUAUAGAGUAAAGAAUAUACAUAUAUAUUAUUUUGAUAUUAUAUUCAAUCUCACUUCUUUGGGACGCGAACAGAAAAAGCAUUUAAAUUUAUUACAUUCUGUGGUUGAUGAGAUGAUACAGCAACGCAUAGAUGAAUCAAAUAAUAAUGUGAAUACAACCGAAAAUGAGAAAAACCGACCUUAUAGAACGUUUUUCGACAUUCAAAUGGAUGCAUGUCGUAAACAAAAUAUCAUGCAACAAGAGAUUCACGAUAACGUAAUGACAAUGUUAUUAACGGCCAGUGACUCAAUCUCUGUUACGAUGAACUUUGCUAUCUUUAUGUUAGCAAAUUUUCCAAAUAUACAAGAAAAAGUAUAUCAAGAACUGUUGGAAAUUUAUGGCACGGAAACUACAAAAUCUGCUCCAAUUAAAUACGAUGAUUUGCAACAUAUGCAUUAUUUGGACCGAGUUAUCAAGGAGACAAUGAGACUUUUCCCUCCUGCCCCUUUAAUUAUACGACGAGUAACGAAAGAUUUAGAAAUAGGGGAGGCCGUUGUACCGAAAGGUGCAGAUAUUAUUAUAGGAAUUAUAAAAAUGCAACGGGACGAAAAAUAUUGGUCAAAUCCGUUAAUGUUCGAUCCUGAUAGAUUUCUCCCAGAAAGAAUAAAGGAUUGCCAAUUAAGUUAUUUCCCUUUUAGUGACGGACUAAGAAAUUGUAUAGGUAUGAAGUAUGCAAUUAUAUGUUUGAAAGUUCUACUAGCGACGUUGGUACGAACAUUCAUAUUUAACGUAGACAAAAGCAUUGAAAUACAUCAAAUUAAACUGGAAAUUGAUCUGUUAUUGUCUACUAAAAAGCCUUUAAAAGUAAAAAUUGAAAAACGAUGCUUCCAAUAA